AUGCUUCAACUCUUAUCACCAAAUGAGAUUUGUUCGGAAAUCUUAUCUCUUAAGGUGAAACUAAAGAGUACUUACCAAGGAAUCCCUGAAGAGAAUCUAAUUCUCAUCAAAGAGGUUCAAUUUCCUAGUUAUUCGACUUUGGAGAUGCGUCGAAUCAACAAGGAAUUAACAGAUAAAAAUGCGGACUUUACGGAAGUACUGAAGAAGCAUAACUACUCAUUUACCUUUAUGUUAGAGGAAAUUCAAAAAUUUAUAUAUUUACCCAACGCUCCACAAGAUUUUACACCAUUCUUAGCGUUAUACAUAUUCCAUUCAUACUUAUCAUUUCAAAUAAUCUUUAAGUCAUAUUCAGAUGCUAGUAUUCUCACUGAAUUUUUAGGAUUCUUUAAUGUAAUUGCCCAAGAAAACAGAUUUUCCGUAAAUCCUCUAUACAGAAAAAUAGCCUUAUCAUGCUCAUAUCACAGCUAUCUCACAUUCCUCAAAAAUCCUUCGCCUGCCGCAAUUUUAUUAUUUUUACCUCACUUAAAUGAUUUUUUCUUCUACAAUAACGACUUGCCAAAGAACAUAUUUGACCUUCUCGGACUCUGUGCCACUGCUAUUUUCACUGCUUCUCAAGAAUUCGAAGUAGAAAAUGUUCAAAUUCAAUUUGUAACAGUAGCGGAUGGAUUAAUACAACAAAUAAAGACAUACUUUCCACCCGAAAUAGCGAAAAUUAUAAUACAACGAAGUUUUACAGCGAUUAGAAAACUUGAUAUUUCCGCUUUAAGUUUUCUUUAUCAUGCAUCUCCAAUUAUCAGUUUACAAUCAGUUUUCGAAUGCUUAUAUCUUCUUUCUCCAGCUUUAAUGUCAAAUUUAGAUAAACUCAAUGAAAUCGGGGAAAUUUCAGUUGGCGACAUUUCUCAUGCUAAGCUUAACUCCAAAGAUGUCCCAGAAAUAUCUUUUCAGCCAAUAAAAUUCUCUUGCCUUUCAAAUUCAGAUAUAAAUCUCGAUAUCAAAUUUCCGCCAAAGAAAAACAUCGAAAGCUUAAUACCGAAAUCAUUAGAAUCACAAAUACAAUUCAUUACGAAACUUAUUAUUAGCAAAAUCGAAAUUUCACAACAAUUUUUAGAUAUUUGUCCGCCAUUUGUUUUUAACUGUUUAGAUAAGCCCAAUUUUUUAGAUUCAUUUCCAUCAUUCCUUUACAUUAUAUUCCAAAUCUUCAAAAAGUUUUCUCUUCCGAUAUCAAAAGAAAUUUUAUUUAAUUCUAAAAUAUUUGACCCGAAUAUUGUCGUAUUUGACAACAAAGAUUACUUUAGUAUCUUCAAUAUCCUCAGGGAUGUCUCAAUGAACAUGAUUGUAAAUGACAGAGGAAUUAAGAGCACUGAGUAUAUGAUUAGAUCAGUUCUUUUAGAAGCUUAUACAUCACCAUUACUAUAUGCUGAGUUAGUUCUUAGACUUUCCCAACAAGAAAUUUUAAUUGAUAAUUUAUUCAUACAAAACAUAGCUCCAGGGCUUAUGAAACCCAUGAUGUUCUAUCAGUCGUUUACAGAGAAUACAGACAAAACAGUUUUAUCAGAAAUCAGAAUAGCCAGACAGAGUAUAUUAAAUUAUUUAUUCAUACAAUUGACAAAUACAAGUUCUUUAUCAUUAUUUUUAUCCAAUGAUUAUUUUGCGAAAACAUUUUACUGCUUAAUCUUCGAAGAACCCCUUAGAGAACAUGUUUUCGCUUUCAUGACGGUUUUUCUCAGCGACCAGAACAAUUCAAAGAAUCCAAUCAUCGACCAAUUUAUUUCUAAUAUCAUUCUAACACUCAAUUGCGAAUUUAUUCACUCAGGAAACCCAGAAAUUUUGCAAAUACCAACUGGCAUUUUAAAUUGUAUGAAUUCCUGCUUAAGAUCGAUACCAGAUUUGAUGACCAAGUUCGAACCAAUCGUAGAUCCAAUCUUAAAUACCUUAAUUUCUCUCAAACAAUCAAAUCAUGAAGAAUUAUUAGUCCAAUUCAUAUUAUUUUUAGUCAUAAUAUCUCCCAUUCAUCAACUUAGACCACAUGAAGCAGCUGCAUUGCUCAAAUCUUCUUCCCAACUCGGUUGCAAAGAUCCAAGUCCAAAUCUCUCGAGAGCCAUCGUCCAAUUGAUAGCGGGAAAGGAAAUUUCGGUUAAAUACGGCUCAUUCACCGUUCAACAACCUCAUGCUUUGACAUUAUUCCUCAAUAUUUAUUUAAAUUCUCAAGAAAUUUUUGAUUGCAUCUCAAAAUUAGCAAGUAUUAUCUCAAGUUCUCAGUAUAACAGUAUCAAAGCUCACGAAGGAGAACUAGAUUUGUUUUGUAUCAACUAUUUAUUCGAAAAGAAGUCAAAUGAUGACGUAGAUCUUAAUCUAGUUGAUGCGCUUUUAGACUUGAUCGAUAGAAUCACGGAGAGAAGUUGCUCUGUUGGCGUUGUACAGUCUUUCAUCAGUUUAUUCUGUCCUGUCGACGGUAGAUACCUCUCUAAGUUCCAUAUGAACUGUAUAGAUUUUAUCGAAAAGAAGAUUGACGCAGCUUAUAAGACUCCACAGUCUUCCUGGACUUUAUUAUCAAAUUCGCAGAUUGAAAUUAAGUUUAUUAAUGCUAAUUUGGUACAAUACGGUUUUAACUUUUCAUUCUGGUUCCUUCCUGUUAAAACCGAUAGUCCAAUCAACUUGUUUUUGCUAACAGACAAUUAUGAUUCGAAAAUUACAUUUGUUUAUACAGGAGAAAGCUUGAAACUUGAACUAAACGCACCAGAUCUUAAGUGGCAAACAUCAGUAGUCGAAUACAUCGAGUUUAACAAGUGGACUUUCGUAAAUUUCUCAUUUAAAAUUUUUGAGAACUUUACAGAAAGUGUUUUGACAUUCAAUGACAAAAUUGUUUAUGAUUCACGUGAUAUUCCUGCAUUCCACUUCACGAAAUCGUAUUUGACAUGCAUAAUUAACCAAAACAGACAAAAUUCUUCAUCAAAUGUCACUUUUUGUAAAAUUGGACCAUUUAUUUUAUACAAUGGCGAUUACAUUGAACAGAUCUAUCUGAAUGGACCAAGGUUAUUCAGCUCACCGAACAAUUUCAAUGUUAUUUUCGCUUAUAAACCAGAAGAUCAAAAUGGCAGUUUCGAAUUAGUCAAAGUUACUCAACAAGAAGGAAUGGAAUUGACAUAUAACAAGAGCGGAAUGAAACAAACAACUAAUUUCAUAAAUGUUUUGUUCGAUUCUUGUAAAUUGACAAUUUUAUUGCCACUUUUUGCCCAAAUUGACAUGGCAGAGAAAAACGGACAAAAACCGCCAAAUUUCAUAGACAAAUUAAUCAUUUUGACGAAGAAAGCAUUGAAUGUUUCCAAUGGAAAUGUGCAAACAUUCCUUCAAAGCAACGCUUCGAAUAUAAUUUGUCAUUUAUUGACUGCUUCGGAAGACUUAAAUAUAACAUACAAAUUAUAUUUGAGGUUUUACGAUUUGCUUGUUAAUUUACAGCCAUCUGAACUUAAACUUGAAAUCUUUUUGAACAUCGUCUUCAAUCCUUUCAUAUGGAUUCGAUCGACACCAUCAGAGAAUCGCCAAAUAUUGAUACAUUGGAAAGACGUAAUUUUCAAAAAACUUCCAAGUUUUGUUUUGAAUCACAGACAGUUCACAUGGUGGAUUGAUGUUUCCUGCUCAUUCUAUUUCUAUUUGACGAAUGAAUUGAGUGUAAACAUCAAGAGAUUCCGAGGAAUGAAGCCAAAGAUGCAUUAUUUGAGAAUUCCUUUGUUGGAUUCUGCGAAAAUUGUUUCUAAUUUUCAGUUCACUGAAGAAGAUUUGAAAUAUUUAAUAACCGUUUUGACAAAAACAAAUGAUUUGAAUCAAAUUUACGAUUUGAUUGAUUUAUUGACAUAUUUCAUCAAAUCAUCAAUUUUAUUGAGUUUUUCACACGAAUUCAUACUGAAACAGAUGAUGAGACUUCAUGUUCUUUUUAAUGUCCCUCACCCACAUUUGUUCACAAGAACAAUGAAGUGUUUGAUGACCUGCCACGAAAGAAAACUUGUUGACAUCUCAAAAACAGAUCAUAUCCUUAAAAUUUUGUCAAAUUUGCCACAAACAUUUUUGUCAAAACAAGUUUACAUGUCAUCUCUCAAACUCCUUAAAGAUAUCCCUGAGUUGUUGCCUUUCUGCGCAAGGUUUGCUUUCAAUCUUGGUAAAUUGGCAAUUGGAAAAUUGACUCAUUAUUUGAAAAGUGACAAUUUCAAAUCGAAAAAUGUCAAUUUUUAUCUUUUAAUUCCAUUAUUAUACAAAGCUAGCAAAUCCAAACAAUUGAAGAUCAUUGAGUUCCUUGUGCAAACAUUUUAUGAUGACAUGACAUUGAUUUACGGAUCAAUUGAUUUAGUUGGUCGUAAUUUAAACAAAAAUCCAGAUGAUGUCAAAUCAAUUUAUUUGAAUAAAUGCGCAGAUUUCGCAUUAGACAAUAAAUUGAACACAGACACUUUGAUUAAACUGUCAUUGCAGUUUAUGUUUGUUCAUUUCACAGAAGAAAAUACUCCUUUGUAUAAUUUAUAUCUUGAAUCACCAUUUUAUGAAGAAACAACAAAAAUUUCACGACAAACUUCACAAGAAAAUCAAAAAAUUGCUAAAAUUUAUUCAACAGAAUCAAUUGAUCCUAAAAGUGACAUAAAAAGUGACACAAAAUUUUCAAGACUUCAAAUUAAUUUCAAUGAAUGUCCUGUCAAAGAAUAUCCUAAUUAUGACAUGAAAUCGAAGUCCAUUUUGCGUUUUAAGAAUGGCAAAUGGGCGGAUAUUGAAUUAUCCAAGAAAAUUGUUUCAAUUUUGUUUUGUAAUAACUCAGCAGAAGUUGAAACGGCAUCUCUUUUAUGUGCAUUCUUGAUUAGAUCAUCAGCAACUAAUGUUCCAAGUGUUCCCGAUGUUUUACAGAACCCACAGCUCCAAGGAUUGAUCACAUAUGAACAACACAUGAUGGGAAUUCCAAGUAUCACCGAAAUGCCGCCUGUUGAAUACACAAAAAAUUCAUUUGACGCUUUAGAAAAAUUUUUCUCUCAAUUCAAAACGGUUUUGUCAUGUCAAGUUUUGGAAAAUUGUUUGAAUGAUUCUAACCAAAAUUGGACACGAGCAAUGUCAAUAUUUAAUGGAUUUCCUGCUACAUUCCAACAUCGAAAUCACAUGGAAAAUUCAGUAGAACAACAAAACCAAAUUAAUUCUAAAUAUUGGCAGAGUUUGUGGCGUCAAAUGACGACAACAAGAGCUCCUUGGAAUUCAUCACUUCAUAAAGAUAUGAGAGUAUUACAUUAUAAACGAGAUAAUUCAUGGUGUGAAUAUUUCUGUCCAUUUAAAGUCAGAAGGAAUUAUAAUUUCGAUGACCACAUGGGAGCAUCAUUCAUCAGAGACACAGGAAAUGAUGACGAUGCGAAUGAACGUCUUGAGAAAUACAGACAACAAUCUGCAGAUUUGAUGAAACAAAUUGCUCCUGCACGAAUUUUAGAAGUUGAAGAUGUUCACGAGAAAAGUAACAAUGGAAAUGUUUCUAAUUUGAUUUCUAAAACGAUUGAAAUCCAAAAAUGUGCAUUAGUCAAAGUGAACAACAUCCAAGAAAUCACAUUCAAGAUCUCAGGAGAAAUUUUGACAAUUACUAAAAGUGAUAGUCGCAUCAAAACAAUUCUUAUGAAAGAUGUCAAAUUAGUUAUGCGACGCACAUAUUGUCAUCAUCCAACUGCUUUAGAAAUCUUCACAUUUUAUCAUUCUAGUUAUUUCAUUGAUUUCAAAAGCUCCCAAAACAUUGACAAAAUUGUUCCUUUGUUUAGAAACAUUGCACCACAAAAUCCUAUCCAGUUUCUUAUUGAAUCUAACAAGACAAAUCUUUGGUUGAACAGGAAGAUCUCGAACUUCGAAUAUCUCAUGUUUUUGAACAUGAUUUCCGGUCGAUCUUUCAAUUCUACAUCGCAAUAUCCAUUUUUACCAUGGAUCAUUUCUGAUUACGAAUCAGAUAAACUUGAUUUGAGUAAUCCUAAAACAUUCCGUCGUCUUGACAAACCAAUUGGAUUAAUUGAUGAAAAGCAUGCAACAGAACUUAAAAGUAAGACGAAUGAACUCAUCAAAAUGGGCUUAGAACCAUAUCUUUUCUCAAGUGGUCCUAGUUGUCCAUUGGCCAUUUAUCUUUAUCUUAUGCGUAUGGAACCAUUUGCAACAUUGCACAUCGAAAUACAAGGCGGAAGAUUUGAUCACACAGCAAGAAUUUUCUAUUCCAUUUCAGAAUGUUACAACAAUGUUACAACACAUAAAAACAACUUCCGCGAAUUGUGUCCUGAAUUCUUUUUCUGUCCAGAAUUUUUGAUGAACUUGAAUGGCUUCGAUCUUGGCAAGUUCAAUGAACAAAAAGUUGAUGACGUCACAUUACCAAAAUGGUGUAAAAGUGCCGCAGAAUUUGUUUAUAUGAACAGAAGAGCUCUUGAGAGUGAAUUUGUUUCCAUGUCAAUCAACAACUGGAUUGAUUUGAUUUGGGGUGUUAAACAGCGUCAUCCAGACAAUCUUUACAAGCAAGAGAUGUAUUCGGAUGUUUGGGAUAAACAUCCGAACAUUUCACAAGAAGAAAAAGAUUCAAUUGAAGCUGUUUUAACAAAUGUUGGUCAAAUUCCUCCACAGUUAUUUACAGAACCACAUCCACGUCGUCAACCAAAAUUCGAAACUCCAGUCAUUCAGUUACCACCAAUUACACUUGAAGUUGGCAUGAAAGAUCUUGUUUUCAGCUGCACAAUUGGUGGUCCAGAGAAAGCUGUUGCUGUUUUGAUCGGUCGAGAUGGAAAUUGUCACAAAUGUCGUGUCAAUUUCCGAAAACUAUUUAAUUUCAACUUGUCAACACAGACACAACGAAGAAACAGAUCAUUGACAACUGGACCAUCACAAUCAUUAUCAGAUCUCCAAAACAUGAACAGUAGUUUUUCACCAGAAAAGAAUAUUCCAAACAACACUACAAAUAAUUUCAAUAACAAUAAUAAUAACAAACCAUCAGGAUACAAAUUACAAAGUGAAACAAUUGUUGAUUUGACCACUAAAAUUUGUAAUUUGUCUAAUAUUGUUAUGACAAAUAACAACAAUAAUUUUGUUUUUGUCGGUGAAGACGGAUGUUCCAUUUUCAACAUUAAAACGGACAUUCCACAAUGUCAACAAGUUAUAUUACACAACUGCGGUGUUGUUGGCCUUGCAUGUGACCAACAAUGGAUUGCAUUAGCAGGAAAAGAUGCACGUGUUUCAUUAUUCCGUAAUUACGAGAAACAGCGCUCUGUUCCUACAUUUUGUGAUUCCAUUAAAUGUUUAGCUGUUUCAUCAGCAUUCGACGAACUUGUUUGUGGCACAAGAGAUUGUUCAUUGUUAUUGUGUUCUCUUUCUCGUGGCGAAGUCACACAAGUUGUUGAUCUUAAUGGUCGAACACCAACGAUGGUUACAAUCACUAAAGGUUCUGGAUUUAUCCUUGUUUCGUGUGAUGAGUUGUAUGAUGGACGUCUUCAUCAUUAUCUUCAUUUGUACAACAUCAAUGGACUUAAACUUGGGGAAGUCAAGAUCGAUAACUGUGUUCGUGCCUGGGACACGUGGCGAACUCCAGAAGGUUUCGACAUUGUCAUGCUUUCAGAUGAUCGCGGGAAAGUUUUUGUUUUCGAAGUUUUCUUCUUGAAUUUAGGUUCUGUGAUUUACCGAUGCAAAUCUAAAGUCAAGUACAUCCGAGCAUUUCCAGAACAGAAUGUUGCUAUGGCUAUCACGGAAACUGCACAAAUCAGUAUUUUCCCAUUUUCUUUUAAAUUGUAA
This is a messenger RNA of Trichomonas vaginalis G3, 7764 nucleotides long. RefSeq names its product beige/BEACH-related family. NCBI's taxonomy places the organism in Eukaryota, Parabasalia, Trichomonadida, Trichomonadidae. The transcript has a single exon. The coding region runs from base 1 to 7764 and encodes 2587 amino acids. The record is from RefSeq and is a predicted model, not a curated record. Gene Ontology annotation, molecular function: protein binding.